AUUUUCUAACAUGUUUCGAUCUCCAACAACAAGAAUAAAUCUUCAUAGAAACUCCAGUUCCAGCUUGGUCUCUGCUACAAAUGCUAUAUCCCAGGAUGCCCAAGGAAAGACUAAGAAGCAGAAAGAUUGCCCAAAAAUUGUUUCAUUAUGCAUUCCAAAAAAGAGACAAAGAAAUAGAUUAGUUUCCAAAAAAUAAUUUAUUCAAAGAAAUUGUUGCUCUACAGACAAAAUCGAAGCCAAAAUCUCCUGAAGAGUCUCCAUCCCAACUCAGAAAGAGACUGGGAAUGAUGGGAGAUAUGCGUAGUUUUAACCUGAUACCUUCAGAUUUAAUAAAACACAAGCUUAAUUACUACUAUACACCAUAUAACAAAAAAAAACUUAAGACUUAUUUCAUGACGUUCGGUGAAAAUGCUCCUAAUCACAUUGCAAGCCCUCUUGAAGGCUUAGAUGCUGAACAAAACCUUCCAUGUUGGAAGCCUAUAGCUGAAUUUAUCCUUCAAGCUGAACAUAAACAAUUCAAAAAGAUAAUUGGAAAGUUCAGAAAAUAGAGAAAUUCAUGAAAUGAAAAACAACAUUAAAAGAUCCCAGCAGGUUUUCAAAUAAAAUUGUAAUGAAGAAUAGAAGGUUCGCCAGGCUAUUUCAAAAAGUUGUCAAACAUACGUACUCUCAAAUUGGCAUUACUAAAGGAAAGGAGAUAAGCGAUGAAAUGAGGCAUAAAAUAUCUGAAAUAUUAAAGAACUCUCUCAAUAUGAAAAUACAGGAAAUCAAAAGAAGAAUACGAAAUCAUAAAAGACUUACUAGCUUUAGAAAGAGAACAAGAAGAGAGAAUUCACUAAAUGAGGACUCUAAAAGUGCUACCUAUGAAGACCUUGAUGACACUAAACAACUUGGAGUCUUAGAGCCAUUAUUCGAGCAGAAUGAGUUUGAUAAUAUCACAAAUAUGAAAGAGUAUAACAACUUUGUAGAAGAGGAAAAAGAUAACAAAUAUGGGUUUAAAAUAUCUGAAAAUUCAUCAUCUUCAUCAUACACCUCUAGCUCAUCUCCUUCAUCUCAAGAAAAAUAGUGAUAUCCAUUUCAGCAACAAAGACUUGUUAUCAAAAUUAACAAGGAGGAGAAAGCAUACCAUUCCUAGGAAAUCUAAGUUCUUAUAAAACAACAGUCCACUUUCAGAUCAGGUCUUCGGAAAAUAUGUAAAGCUCCCAGCUUUAUGCAUAGUAGAAAUACUAGUGAUAGCAAGGAUUUUGUCGAAUAUGACAGCUCUUCCAAUAUUCUCCAAAAAUGUAACAAAAAUAUCAUUUCUUCAAAGAAAGUACCCAGAGUAAGCAAUCAAAAAUGGAAGAGCUUUCUCAUGCCACCAAAUGAAUAUGAGACUCAUCAAGCAAUGCUCCAGAUUGUUUCAAGAAGGAAGAGUUCAUUUAACACAGAAAAGCAAGACAAAAAUGCAACUGAACUUCAAAAUAACAUAUCGAAAUACAACAUUUCAAAUUAUUACCUCAAAGGAGCAAAGGAUAUUCUCACACAACGAGUUUUUAGCGAACCAAGGCUGUCCAAAAUAUCUGGUAUUGACCAAACUAUAGAAAAGUCUCUUGGAGAUUCAACGAUGUUGGCCAAUAACUCUAAAGCUGAUUCAUACAACACCCAGUCUAUUCUUCCAAAAAUCUCUUUGAUGGUUAACAAAAGCCAUUCAGUAUCUCGACUAAAAUGGAAUCGAAAAAUAAGCAAAAUAGUAUCAAAAAGAGUCAAAAACAAGACCAAACUUACAGGAGAAAAUAUUAUGCACAAUGAAAAGAGUGUUACAAGAAGACUCUGUAGACCUCGGAGAUCAGUCAAGACCAAACUUGAGUGUUUAUAUCAACUUAACUCCCCCAAAAUAUCUCACUGAUUGGGCAGAUAGAUUUGGUUAAAUAAUAGCCUCAUAC
Moneuplotes crassus is the source of this 1919-nucleotide messenger RNA. The record is from the annotation of a GenBank genome assembly. NCBI's taxonomy places the organism in Eukaryota, Ciliophora, Spirotrichea, Euplotida, Euplotidae.